UUUUUUUUUUCUGAAAGUUUACAUUUUAAAUUGUUUUCAACAAUCAUAAAAUCAUUUAAUCAGUGUAAUGCCAUUAUAACCAUAAUCAUUUUACUGCAGAUUUCUACCUCAAGUGCUAUAACCACUUGUUCAAUCGAUGGUACUCCAAUAAGUUGAAAUGAUUGGAAGCUUUAUAUUUUUAAUCUUUUGUGUGGGGUACAAUGAAGCCUAUAUCGAUAUCAUAGACAAUCUAGAUUACGCACGUGUUAGUGGUACGUUUAUUCCGAUCAACGAAAUUCUAAAUUCUGAAAGCUCCCAACAGUUAUCACAGCGCGAUUCAGAACUAAAUUUGUUUGAUGAGUUUGAAAGAAUUAAAGAUUUUGUAAUAAAAGUUAAAGAUGCGAUCGAUAAUAAAAGAGCUACAGUUCAACUUUAUGAAAAUUGUGAUGUUGAUGUUUCUGGUAAUGAUCCAAUUUAUUCUAUAACAGCUGGAGAUUCUUGCGUAGAUAAAAUUAAUAUUGGUGUAGUUAUCAACAAAUUCUUUGGAAACUUUGAUAUUGAGCUUCUUUCUUCAGGUUUUGUUCAAAGUAAUAAAUUUCUAUUGGAAUCGUUCGAGAUAAAUGAUGAUUAUGUGUCAAUUAAGGCCAGCUAUAAUGGAGAUUACUCACAUACGCAGUCAAUGAUACAAUUAACAAAAGUAAAUCUUCAAUUAGAUAUUCCUAGAAAAAAAACAACAACCUCUACAACAGGCAAAAGAAAUGAAGCUAAUUCUAAUAAACCUGCUAGUAAAAAAAUUAAUUUUUUAUUAGAAGGUCAAUUGAAUAACAUAGAAACCAGUAUAGAAUGUAAAUUAGCAGAUAGCCCUAUUGCUAAAGUUUUAAUAAAGGUAAAAGAUACAACUGUUGAAGAUUUUUUAAAGUCAUGGAAUUUAGAUUCUUCUGAUUUACCUACUGAUCAGUUUCCAAUGGAGAAUCUUCUUAAAUCUUCUAUUUCAGUAAACGUUAAUGGUUUAUACAAUACUAGAGACAAACACUUUCAACUCGUAGUCAAGUUCACAUAUAAUGAUGAAGCAGUAGAUUUAAAUGUUAAUUUAAUUGUCAAUAAACCUCCAGGGAGUGCAUUAGCUGUUGCUCUAGUUGUUAAACUUGAUAAUAUUGAAAAUGUUGUUGAAUAUUUAAAAAAAAAGAUUAACUAUGAUGGUCCUGAUUUUAUAAAGUCGCUAUUUCAAAGUGCUACCCUUUCAAUAUCAAGUAAAUCAAUUAAUCUAACAGAAUAUGAUGAUUUUUUAACAUUAGAUGGAAAUGUUCAAAAGUCAAUUGAAUCUGGUCUUCAUGUAUACAUUGAAACAGAUAUGCAAACUGCUUUAAAAAAUUGUGCAAAGGAAAAGGGUGCUUCAAAUGUUAAAGUGAAUUUCAAUAAGCUUUCUCAUAAAAAAGAAACUAUUUACACAAUAGAUGCAAAACAUUCGAAAAAAUUAAAAACUAAAAAUGCAAAAAAAAAUAAGCAAGCUUCUUCUAAUGCGUCUAAAAUUAGCAAAAAAAUUUCUUCUUCUACUUCUAAAAAUAACAACCAAUCUUUUGCUGCUGCUUCUAAAAAUAAUAAACAAGCUUUUGCUGCUGCUUCUAAAAAUAGUAAUCAAGCUUCUACUACCGAUUCAAACACUCAAUCCUCUGAAGAAAAUGAACAAAAUGAUAAUCUCAUUAAAAUAACGUUUUUAAGAACUGGCAUUGUAGUAAAACUACCCAAGGGCUUUUCUGAAGACCUAGUGACAGUGAUGAAAUGCUUUCUAAAUGAAAUGAAAAUUUAUGUUCAUGAUGUAGUUCUUCCUGAAAUACUUGAUAAACAAAAGCAAACUGGAACAUUUCACAUUAGCGAAUUACGUUUUUUAAAGGAGGAGUAUAAGAUAACUUUGGCAUACACUGGUGAAAUAAGCCUUCCAUUUAAUCUGAAAUUAUCCAAUCCAAAAUUUACAAUCAGUAAAAAAAAAGUUCCAGAUCAACCAUGGGUAUUUAGAGGCUUUGCUGAAGUUAUUUCUGAAGCGUUAACAGAUACCACGAAUAAAGGAAGCAUAGACUUUGAGUUUGACACAAAUUUGAAGUUUAAAGUUAACAUAAACAUUCCAUUUUUGGAAAUCAAAUCACUUGGAUCAUUUUUUGGAGCUCAACCAUUUGAAGGAAGUGUUGCAUAUCUGGAAAGCUCUUUCAGUUUUGGAAUCAAAAAUCUUUACAUUGAUGGAGUAUUAGAUAUGAAAAAUAGUAAUGGAGAACUUACUAUCACUGCUUCUCCAGAAGUAAAUGGAAUGACAGGCUUAACACUUGGUGUUUUCAUUUGGAAGCUAAAAACUCCCUCAGGCAGAAUUCCUCUUGGAAUUGCUUUUGGUUUAGUUUUAAAAAAUGUACGCUUAGAUCAUGCUUUGAAGAGAUUUGCCAAUGUUGAAAUGAGUGCUUCAUGGUUAAGUGAUAUAUCUAUAGUAAUGCUGGUUAGUACUGCCAAUAAAAAUUAUUGUAAACAAGAUGAAAAUAAAGAUUUACCAGAAUGUAAAAAGCCUGAACAAAGUAGCAGACAAGCAUCAGUUUAUGAAAAAAGAGCAAUAAAAUCCCAAACAGCAAAAAACAGAUCAUUGGAAAGUAAGGAAGCUACUGAUGUAAAAACACCUAAAAGAGCUACUGAUGUAAAAGCACCAAAAAGCACACAUUUUGAAACAAUUAAUGAUCUCAAAGAUAUUGAAGUAGUAGAAGGACUUAUUUUGAAAGCUUCUGCUGAACUUAAAAGCGAAGAGAGAUGUAUGGAAAACAGUAUCUGUCUAUUUCUUGUUCAAAAAGGUUUUCAAAAACUUUCACUGAAAGGAACUAUCACAAGAUCAGACUUCCGAAUUGAAGCAUCUAUUGAAGGAAGUAUAGAUUUAAGUGGUACAUUAACUCUUAAAAAUAUAAUGUUGGUGUUAAAUUUUGGAGCCAGCGGUAAUUCAAUUAGUAUUGAGUCUGAAUUUCAUAUGAAAAAUCCAGAGCUUGUUUUUACAGGUUAUAUUAAAAUUGAACUUUCUGGAAAAUUAAGUGUUGGUGGUUCUAUGAGAGGCAUGAUUAAAGAACCAUUUAAUGUGCAGAGGCUUGCUUUUGGGAAUGUUUAUUUUGCAUUUGGUCUCGAUUUGAAGACUCUUCUUCCAACCAUUGAAAUGGGCGCCCAAAUUUGGUUUGGUAAACUUGGUGAAGAUGAAAAAAGUGACAGAUUUGAAUUCCAAGGUUAUUUUGGGUUAAGUGCAUCUAACCCCACAGAUUCCUAUAUUUACUUUAUUAGCAGUGGUGCAGAUUUGACUAUUGGAAACAUUUACAGAAUAUUUGAAAUUAACAAAGAAUUACCAGAAAAUGUUGCUGCCAGUGGUUUCAUUGGUGAAUUAAGAUUUUCUGUAAAUUUUGGUACUGCAGAAAAGACUAUCGAGAAAUUAGAUGUUACUAUACCCCCUGGUUUUAUGUUCAAAGGAAUUAUAUCUAUAUGGGGUUACAAUAUUGAUUGUGAAAUAAAAAUCAGUUCCUCUUCUUUUUACUUAAAAGCACUAUUUGAUCCGAUGACUGGUUGGGGAAAUGGAGCUAUUGAUUUGUAUCGAGAUGCUGAUAACCAUGGAUUAGGACCUUUUUUAUUAGUGAAUGUAGAUAAGAGCACAUUUGAAGUCUGCAUCAGAGGUUAUGUAAGAUUUCAUGGAAUAAAAGCAAGUCUUGAUAUUCAGAUUGAUGAAACACAUUUAUCUUUUAAAGCUCAUGGCAACUUAUUUGACGUUUUAACUAUGGAAGUGGAAGUAACAGCUCAAUAUUCUAAAGAGAAUGGAUUAGAAAAUUUAUUUUUUAAUGGGUGUGUUUCUACAAGCGUAAUAGAAGAAAUACAAAAAGCUGCCAUUGAAUAUAUAGAAGAAGCAAAAAGAAAAGCUCAAGCUACAUUAGAUAAGGCAAAGAAAGUUAUGGAAGAUGCUAAAGCAGAUAUUACUGGAGUUCAAAGUAAAAUACAGGGAUGGAAAUCAAGGCUUGAUGAUUAUAGACAAAAACUAGAGGCUAGGAAAUUGGAACUAGAAAAAGAAAGGGAACAAUUAAGUGGAAAUUGUUUCAAAGAAUGUGGGACAGUAUGUGUUCCAUUUUUUGGAUGGGUAUCUCAUUGUACUACUUUGUGGGGUUAUCCUGUUGGUUGUCUAAAAUGGGAUUCAUGUAAAUGGAAAGCACCAAAUAUUAUAUGUAUUGCUGCUUGUGAAAUUAAACGUGGUUUUCAAAAAUUUACUAGUUGGGUUGAAACACUUGGAAUACAGAUUAUGCAAGGUAUAACUUCAAUUGGAGAUCUAUUCAGUAAUGCUGCUACUGCAAUUUUGGAAGCUGCAAAAGGCAUUGUUACUUUAGGUCAGCGUGUGGUUGAUUUAGCAAAUAAAGUUGCACAGGGAGUUCUUUCUGCAAUUCAAGAUUUACUCAAUAUUCGAAUUGAUGGGUUGUGUCUCCAUGCUGAAUAUGAUCCAAAUAAGAAAACCUGUGCUGGGGCAAGUUUAAAGAUAACUUAUCAUGAGCAACAAUAUGAAUAUAAAGGAUCAAUGUGUUUUGACAGCUCUGCAUUUAAAAGUCUGGGCUCUAAAGCAGCUACUAAAGCAGAUCCUAAAGCAGAUCAUCAAGAACUAGAUUCUGGUGCUGCAAAAGUGGAUGCUGAAGCAAAUAAAGUUUUAAAUGAAUGUAAUAAGAUACACCAAAAUUUGUCAAAUUUUGAAAAAGAUGCUGAACAUAAGAAAGUUAGUAUUGAGAAUUUAGGAAAUCAACCAAAGCGAUCACAUAUUUUCACUAAAGGAGAAAUUUAUCGUCACCAGCAUAUUUAUGAUCCUUCACCAAAAGUAAACUUGAGAAAUGAUGAAAUAAAUAGUCUUAUGAAGAAUGCAGUUCCUUGGGAGUAUUUCAACAUUGAAGAUACUGGUUCCAAAAUUGCUCAAUUCCAAAAAAAUUUGUCAGUUCGUCAUCUAAUUCCUGAUGAGGAGUCUCUUGACUUAUGUCACCAGCGUCAAAAUGUUCUUUCAAGAUAUAGCACAAUAGCAGAUAGCUUCUCAUCAGCCAUUAAUAAUGUAAAAAAGGUUAAAGAAGGCUACAUGUAUAAAAAAAGAUCAUUUUUGAAUGAAAUAGAUCAUUUGAAUAGUUUGGUUCAUUCACAAAUAUUAAGCAACAUGACAUUCGAUGAACAACAGGAUAUAUUGGAGUGGAGGGAUUACACAGAUUAUCAUAUUAAAAGUUACUUAGAUAAAGCAGCAAGUGUUUUCGAGACAAGAAAACGUGAUAGCAUAAACAAUGUUCGUCAGGCUAUCAACGAUGCUAUUGAAAAUGAUCGUGGCGUUAAAUUUCCUGAGUACAUUAAAUAUUUACACUCACUUGCAGUUAAACCUGAUAAGAAAUCACAAAUAAACAAACAAUUACACAGUGACAACUCCGUAUCUUUGCAUUACAUCAAAGAGAUUCUCCUAAACGUUGUUUCUGAUGAUCGCAUAUCAACAUUACAGCUAGCUAAAGGCAUUGAUAAAGUACAAAAGAUGCUGUCGGAUAUGAAGAGAUCGAGUAUCCCUUGUGCAGCAUAAUUUUCAUAUAAAUUGAGGAUUUGAUUUGAAAAUAAUAUAAAUAUAUUUAUUUUUA
Molecule: messenger RNA, 5615 nt
Organism: Hydra vulgaris (swiftwater hydra)
Lineage: Eukaryota; Metazoa; Cnidaria; Hydrozoa; Anthoathecata; Hydridae
Source: RefSeq, a predicted model, not a curated record